AACAAUAAAAAAAACCCAUCACUUCACUUGUCCAUAAUCCCUCAAAGUCAGUAGUACAUCCACUGUCAGUAAAUCCUUCACUCGUCUCUCACCGUGAUCGCCAGCCACCUUUUUUCUUCAAUUGCGCCGCCGUGAUACAAUAUACUCUGAUGUGUACAUUUGGGGGUUUAUGAGAAGACUGGCUUCAUUGUUAUUAGUUUUUUAAAACGAUAGACAAUACGAGCAUGGAAAAACAUAUGCCGGACUGCCCAUAUCCCGGAUGCUUUUUUUGUGUAAUGAAAGAAGGGAACCCUAACAAGCGGAGAGCCAGCAUCAUGAAAUUUUUCCGAGAGCUCCCUGCACAAGAUGAUGAUGGUCAAGUUCUUCCUAUAAGUGGUCUUUGGAAUACAGCUAUGGCACAUCCUAAUGAUCCUGAGUUUAUUGAGUUGGGUAUAUUUGAAUGCAUGGCGUCGCUCAUUUGGAAAGGCUUAAAGAAUCGCCGUUGGUUGGCUCAUGAUCAGAAUAUUUACAUUCCUUACUAUGCUGCACAUAUAAUUGGAUCUUAUACCAUGAACAUGGAAGAUUUUGCUGAAACUGCCGUAAAUGCCGGGGUAAUCCCGCCUUUGGUUGAACUUUUACGGGGUAAGUUGACUUGGGUUGAACAAAGAGUUGCUGUACGAGCUUUAGGACACUUGGCUACAUAUGCUAGCACUUUUCCUGCUGUAGCAAGUCAUGGAGAGAUUCUUGAGCUUUGUAUCCAGUUAGCGAUGAGUUCUCUUGAAAUUGUCUAUUCUCACUUUUAUCAGUAUGCCGAUAGAAGGGUUAGUUACCACUGUGAUCUUCUUACACGUGGUAUGGGUGGUGUAGAGAUGGAAUCGAGGAAAGCCGAGGAAUGGGCUAGUCAAUUACAGUGUUGGUCUCUCCAACUUAUAAAUUGUUUUGCUUUUAAACCCGAGUUUCUUUCUACUAUAUGCAAACCAGAAUUUCUUGUAAAACUUCCUGGUAUGUGGGGUGGACUAGUAAAUGAAAAUUCACCUGCUGGUAUCGGCCUAUUAAGAACAAUUUGUCAUCAUAAGUUUGGAAGAGGACCCGUUAGUAGUUGCCCUGGUGUGAUUGAGGCAUUAUGUAAUAUCGCACGCUCAUCAGAUGAUUGGCAAUAUAUGGCAAUUGAUUGUCUUCUGUGGUUGCUCCAAGACCCGAAUACCUUCCAUAAGGUCAUAGACAAGGCAGCAUCUGCAGUUCUGGACCUGGCAGAGAUCUCAACUCUUGGAGAUCACAAAAAGCUUGGAGAUUCCAUUCUCAGUGUUCUUCAAGAAUGUAUUCAAUCACAUGGAACCGGUCGCAAUUCUGUCAGUAACCGAACAAAAGAAGAUGUUGAAGAAAUAUUGCAUUCGAGAGAGCGAUUCAAGUGGGAAAAGAGUAUGCCUAAAGAGGAUCUUCAUAUAAAGCAAGCUGCGGCUCUGGUAGUAAAACUAGAAGGAAAUUCUCUAUUUUCAUCAGGAAAUAUCUCUGGAGCUGCAUCAAAAUAUUCAGAAGCACUAGCAUUGUGUCCAGUAAGAUCUAAGAAAGAAAGAGUUGUGCUGUACAGCAAUCGAGCCCAAUGUUAUCUUUUAUUGCAACAACCAUUGGGUGCUAUAAGUGAUGCAACUCGUGCACUAUGUCUUCAUAAUCCAGUUAAUCGACAUGCUAAAAGUUUAUGGAGAAGAGCCCAAGCUUAUGAUAUGCUUGGUUUGGCUAAAGAGAGCUUAUUGGAUGCUAUUUUAUUUAUAAAUGAGUGCUCUCAAUCGACAGAUCCUGAUUUGUCUUCCAGGCAGAAUAAAGUGCCUGAUUAUGCAGAGCGGUUGGUCAAGAAGCAGAUGCGUGCUGCUUGGCUGUUUAGGGAGGCUGCUAUUAAACAUGGGGGUAUCGAUUCAGAUGCUGACGUUGGCGAUGUGUAUGGGCAAGGAACUGAUGAAUCUGAAUGGGAGACUGAUAGUGAAAAAGGAAUCGACGAUAGAAAAGAGAUGAGCAACAAUGAUGGUGAAUGGAAGAAUGAUGAGUAACAAACAUUCCACAAGAGAAGUCAUACGUUGAUACAACAUGCAACUUUUAGAAGAUGUAUCAUGGUCGUAAUUGUCAAACCCAAGCUGUAAAAAGAAAAAAGCAGGAUAUCAUCUUAUGCAACACUUGUGCAGCCAUUCAGUUCCUGUAAAGGCAGAUGACCCAUGGCGCCACUUAAACUGUUUUUUGUUUUCUUGUAUUGUGUUCUUGAUGUUGAAAUUUGAUUGUGAGACGAUGUAUAUUAUCAUAUCUUUGAGUUAUUUUUGUGUGUAUCUUCAUUUCUUUUGUGAGUGCAAAUGUGUAUAAACCCUUUGGGACCUUUGAGUAAUUAUAGUUUGAUUUUAUUUGUGCA
Messenger RNA from Erigeron canadensis, 2371 nucleotides. RefSeq lists its product as uncharacterized. Bases 225 to 2021 code for a protein of 598 amino acids. Gene Ontology annotation, molecular function: protein binding. The record is from RefSeq and is a predicted model, not a curated record. The transcript is spliced from 4 exons. NCBI's taxonomy places the organism in Eukaryota, Viridiplantae, Streptophyta, Magnoliopsida, Asterales, Asteraceae.